This is a messenger RNA of Prorocentrum cordatum, 1035 nucleotides long. The record is from the annotation of a GenBank genome assembly. Lineage: Eukaryota; Dinophyceae; Prorocentrales; Prorocentraceae.
AUGGACGCGCUGAACUGGGCGUUCCUGUCCGCCACUUCGGGGGAGAUGUUGCUGCGGUGCUACGUAGAACGCUCGCGAGCCUUCCGGAGCGGCUGGCACUGCAUGGAUGCCGUCGUGCUGUGCUUGUCCAUUGCCGCCGAGGCGGCUGUUCUCCUGAUAGGGUCGGGCCUGCUGCUGGCGAGCGUGUUCCGCGUCCUCCGCGUGAGCAGGCUGCUGAGGUUCCUGCACACGUUGGAGAGGCUGAGCUUCUUCAGGCAGCUGAGGAAGCUGAUCCAGAUGUUUGCAAGCUGCCUCCAGACGCUGUUCUGGUCGUUCUGCCUCACGCUCCUCGUCAUGACCAUGUGGGCCAACGUGGCCGUGGUGCUGCUGCACCCGCUGGUCGCGGAGCUGCAGAGCCAGGGCGCGUGGCCCGACUGCCAGAGCUGCGGGCGCUCCUUCGCCUCCGUCAUGCGGGCGAACCUGACCCUCUUCCAGAUCAUCGUCGCCUCGGAUAGCUGGGGCGAGGUUGCCGUCCCUCUCAUUGAGACGCACCCGUGGACAGCCGUGGUCUUCGUGGGUGCGCUCUGGACGCUCAUCUUCGGCAUGCUGAACCUCAUGGUGGCCGUCGUUGUCGAUACGUUCGCAGAGGCCAGGGAGAACGACCUGAAGGACCGGUCCCGGGAGCUGGCGCAGCUGGAGGCGAGGGAGAGGGAGGCUCUGGACCGCAUCUUCCGAAGGAUCGACCAGGGCGACACCGGCUGCGUGACCUUCGCCGACCUGCGGCGCGGCGCGGAGGCGGUCCCCGAGUUCAAGCAGAGGCUGCGGGUCAUGGACGUGGGCCUCCGGGACCUGCAGCAGCUCUUCAGCAUGAUCGACGAGGACCCAGACCUCCAGCGCCCCCAACAAAAUAGCACGCACGUGCUUCAUUCGUUUCGACCUCUGGAGGCCGCUUCUGUCGUCACGCGGGAGCCAUGUGGGGCCAUUGUGAGCACUGGUGCAAGGGCUUCUUCGUCUACGCAGCAGCGUGGGCCCAUCGAAAUUCGCAGGCCCCGCUGA